CUGCGUUUGCAAUCCAACACUCACCAAAGUUUCUGCAAUUGCAAACGACACAAGAGGUCAACCAUGGACGUCGUUGCACAGCUUCAGACGCUCAAGGACAAAUAUAAAUCGACAGAGGUGGAAAAGGCUAUUCCUGUAGACUUUGACCUGCGCAACCUCGUCGCAUUUGACACAAAUCCUGUGGACCAUGCCCUACUCCGCUCUAGCCCAGAUACUUACCUCAAAAACCUCGCACGGGAAGGGGCCCAACUGCUCGUGAACCAGAUUUUUGGUCUACCAACAGAGACAGCCCAGGAGGGCGUGUUUGCAAAGCUACCAGAUGCAACCACCCAAAUACCUCGAGCAAAACCGAUUCCCAAAGAAAAAGCCCUGACCCGAUGGGAGAACUUUGCCAAAACCAAAGGAAUUCAAAAGCGUAAAACAUCUCGAAUGGUGUAUGAUGAGGGCGUCGGCGACUACAAGCCACGAUGGGGAUACAAAGGGGCUAAUCAGACAACUGAUGAUUGGUUACUGGAGGUGCCGGAUAAUGCCGACCCAAUGGAGGACCAGUAUGAAAAGCGCCGAGAGGAAAAGAAGGAGAGGGUCGAGAAGAACAAGAAGCAACAACGUCGCAACGCUGAAGAGGCCAGCGCCACCGCUGCGGGUCGGAAUCCGCGCGAAGCUCGGAAGGCAGAAAUACAGAAGAAGAUUGUGGAGUCCAAAGGAUCGACUGCUAGUCUGGGUAGAUUCGACGCACAACUAAGAAAUGAGGAUAAGAUCAAGAUUAAGCGGGGAAAACGCAAAUUCGAACCUGCAACGGUGGACGCUUCAAUUGAGAAGGAGGGGGCGAUGAAAGUGGCCAAGAAGGUAUUGAAAGGCGAGGAUGGAAAAGUACUCAACAUUACGAAGGCUGUGAAGCAAGUACAUCAAAAGGGAGGGCUGCGAAAUGUAGAUAUGGAAGAAGGUAAAAAGAAGAAAAGAAGAACGAAAUGAUGUAUAUACAUUUAUUUACGUGUAGAGUUUACGGCAUUUGAGCGUUUCUUGUACAAUCUUGAUACAGCCUUUAAAGUCCUUUCCCAA
Messenger RNA from Spizellomyces punctatus DAOM BR117, 1059 nucleotides. RefSeq lists its product as uncharacterized. Gene Ontology annotation, cellular component: nucleolus; preribosome, large subunit precursor; nucleus. The coding region runs from base 64 to 972 and encodes 302 amino acids. Gene Ontology annotation, biological process: ribosomal large subunit biogenesis; ribosomal large subunit export from nucleus; endonucleolytic cleavage in ITS1 to separate SSU-rRNA from 5.8S rRNA and LSU-rRNA from tricistronic rRNA transcript (SSU-rRNA, 5.8S rRNA, LSU-rRNA). Gene Ontology annotation, molecular function: protein binding. The transcript is spliced from 5 exons. Lineage: Eukaryota; Fungi; Chytridiomycota; Chytridiomycetes; Spizellomycetales; Spizellomycetaceae. The record is from RefSeq and is a predicted model, not a curated record.